Prorocentrum cordatum is the source of this 2679-nucleotide messenger RNA. The record is from the annotation of a GenBank genome assembly. NCBI's taxonomy places the organism in Eukaryota, Dinophyceae, Prorocentrales, Prorocentraceae.
AUGCCAGAGAGCCAUCGCCGGCAUGGGCAUCAGCACGAAGCUGCUGCUCGGGCCAGGCGUCAGACUCGCGUGGCGCCGACUGCUCCGAACGAGAAUGAAGAGCCCAAGGACCCAGCCACGACUUGGUCCAGCAGUUCGCACGACGCCUCGUCCCCAUUCCUGGCGGACGGGGCCGCGGCAGCACCGCCCGCAGUGGCGACAAGCGCGGCAGAGCGGGAGACCAGCAGGCCACAGGAGGCCUUGUCCCCGAUCCCGGCGGGCGUGGCCGCGGCGGCAGGGCCCGCAGCGGCGACGCGCGUGGCAGCGCAGGAGGGGCCCCCGGCGGCUGCCGACAUCGCCCAGGCGCUGCCGAGUGUGACGUCGCAGCCCUUGGCAGCGGUCGAGGGCGUCCCGACGGCAUCGAGCGCGACGGAGCAGCCCCCGCCGGAACCGGGAGCGGAGGACUGCCACCUGCCGCGAGAGGGGGAGGCCUGCUAUGCCGCCGUGCACUGGACCAGGACCGAAGGCCUUCGCCAGCACCCCGAGUGGUUCAAGGGCGUCCGGGAGCCGAGGAGCAGCCCCAGCAACAUCCAGGAGUGGUAUUGGAUAGUCGGCAGGCAUAGCUGCGGGAAGCCGUGCCGUUCUCAGGAGUACGCCCUCCCAUCUCACGAUGUCGUCGUUCAGCGCUACGACUCGAAGGGCACGCCCCUUACCGAUGAGACCGCCGACUGCUACGAUGCCCGGCAGGGCGAACUCUGCCACACCGCCAGCAAGUGGGCAUCGACAACGGGCCUGGCCUCGCAUCCCGACUGGUACGCCGAGGUCCGGGGCCAGAAAGAGUUCGCGGACAUGCAGGAGUGGUUCUGGAAGCACCACAGGCAUGGCUGCCAGCGCCCCUGCCGCGGCGCGGACCCGAUGGACCUCCCCGCAGACGACCUGCUGGAUGAGAUGCAGGCCGAGGCCGAGGAGGACGAGACGCACAAGCUCGAGCCCGUCUUCGAGCCAGACGAGAUGUCGUCCGAUUUCGACUCCAGCCCCCAGCCUGCAGCGCAGACCGAGGCCUCCCACGUCGGCCCGGCGCAACCCAGCAGAGCGCUCAGCCUGCCGGAUGGGAGCUCCGCCAGCGUCCCCGUGGCGCCCACCAGCUCAGGCGCCGACGCGGAGCCCGAGACGCGCACGGGGCCCGACGCCACGGCUGCGCCCGACGCGGAGCCCACGCCUCACACCUACGCCGCGGGCGCGCCCGAUACGGAGCCCGCUGAAGACACGGAGGUCAAAGCCAUGGGCGCAUCCGACGCGGAGCCCGUGGAGCCCGUCUCCACGCACGCGUUCGAGACCGAGCUCGCGCCCGACGCGAAGCUCGGCGCCACGGGUGCACCCGACGCGGAGCCUGAACCCAGCACAGACCUCGACGCCAAGGCUGCGCCCGACGCGGAGCCUGCGGACCGCACGCAGCCCGCCGGCACGGGCACGCCGGACACGAAGCCAGUGGAACCCGCCUCCACGGACGCUCUCGAGAUGGAGCUCGCGCCCGAUGCGGAGCCCAACGCCACGGACGCGCCCGACGCAGAGCCCGCGCCCGGUGCGAACUCGAAUGCCACCGACGUGCCCGACGCGGAGCCCGCACUCACGGAGUCCUCCGCCACGGGCGCGCUCGAGACGGACCUCGCGCCCCAAGCGGAGCCCGGCGCCACGGUCGCGCCCGACGUGGAGCCCGCGCCCAGCACUGAAGCUGACGGCACAGGGGUGCCCGAAACGGACGCCGCGCCGUACACUGAGCCAGAAGCCGACGGCGCCCCCAACACAGAGCCCGCGUCCAGCUCGGAAGCCGAUACUUCAGUCACGCCCGGCGCGGAGCCCGCGAACACGGAGGUUGACGCCAUGGGCUUGCCGGCCGCGGAGCCCACAUCCCGCCCACAGCCAGUCGCCAUGGGCGCGCCAGGUGCGGAGCCCGCACCCCGCACAGAGCUUAAUGCCACGGGCGGGCCCGACGCGGAGCCCGCGCCCCGCACGCAGCACAACGCCACGAGCGCGCCUGACAUGCGGUCGGACCCCGACGUGGCGGGCGCACCCGACGCGGAGCCUGUGCCGCAUGCAACUGCCGACGCCCAGGGCUCGCCCGCUCCGCAGUCGAAUGUCAGUGGUGAGGGCCCGGCGUUGCCGCAGGAGGAGGCUUCCGUGGUGACCGUGUCGACGCCCCAGGCUGCCCCCCAGACGUGCAAGUUUUACUGCGUGUUCUACCUGUCCACCUCGUGGAAAAGCAAGUGCGCCUCGCCCGACUGCGAGGGCUGCCUGCGGUGCGUGGACCAGCGCCUCAGUGCUCAGGAGGAGCUGGAGCAGCAGCGCCUGAGGAACGGAGUCCCCCCGGAAAAAGCUGCGGCGUGCAACGACGCCGUGAAAGGCGACCCGUGCUACCGCGCCGUCGAGUGGGCGAGCGGCUCGGGUGCGCGGACGCACCCCGACUGGUACAAGAACGUGCCCGCCCCUGGAGGCUUCGAAGAUUUCCAGGAGUUCUUCUGGAGGGCGCGGAGGCACGGCUGCCGGCGGCCGUGCCGCGGGGCGCCACAGGGCAGCGGCGGCGGCGGGUCGCCGGCCGGCCCCGCCAGCGAGGCGCCGCGGCCGCCCGAGGGCGGGGGCGGCAGCGGCGCGGCCGCGGUGCGGGCGCAGGAGGAUCGAGGGACACACAGCGAGCAGCCCUGA